This is a messenger RNA of Oikopleura dioica, 3441 nucleotides long. Lineage: Eukaryota; Metazoa; Chordata; Appendicularia; Copelata; Oikopleuridae. The record is from the annotation of a GenBank genome assembly.
AUGCUUCGGCACUCAAAAAGAUUCUCCAGUCUAGUUACUGACAGGGCUGGAAAGCAGUGGAAGAUCAGCGUCGCUGCGCUGAUAAACAGAAGGCCACUUCUAACAGAGUCGCUUGAUCCAGAAAUCGCUUUCCUUUUCGAUCAUUCUAUUGAGGCACAAUCGCGCGACUCUUGCUUGUCUGAGUGGGAAAAAGUCGCCAACGAUCAAGAGCAAAUGAUCAAAGACAAAGCCGCCGGAAAGAUCUUGGGCGAGCUGCCUUUCUCAGAGUCCAAAACCAACAUUCGCGAUAGAAAGCAACUUGUCCUCAACGCGCAUUUAGACAAAGAACUGAAUUUUCAGAAUUCUAGCUUCAAGGCGCCGCAUGACGAACUUGUUUUAGUCGAUAAGAAUGGACAAUUACCCAAGAUUAAUUUAGAUCCAAAUCUAGAUGCGUUGGAGCUCGCUCAAAAAGCAUCGGAAUCAACGGGGGAGAAUAUUGAAAUCAGCUUCACUUCACCCUAUCCUACUGGACACUACGAAGUAGUCUUCGAUGAAAAGCGAUCUUCAGAAGAAAAUUGUUUUGGAGAAAAAGUAUUUAUUUACCAUGGAAUGAGUGGCAAUAUUGCAAUUUUUGCGGAGAAAUCGGUCUUAGGAUGCGAGGAAGUAAAUUCUGCUGUCCGUCGACUAAAAGAAACGGCGGGUUUUGAGUGCGUUGAAUUCACGACAUUCGACGAUGUUCGUGAAAAUCAAGCGGCGUUUGACGGCGACGAUCUUAUAUUCUUGGUAGAGGACUUCAGCGGACCUCUAUUCGAGUCGAUCCUUCGCAAUUUCACGCAAAGGGAACCAAAGAUUACCAUCUUUGGGAAAUCCUACUUCCUGUACGUUUGCGAGGAUCGAGAGAACGAGGGCAUCAAAUAUAGCAGAGGGCGGCAUAUUUUCAACACCGCACUCCUCGGAAAAUUUGUCGUCGUUGGGGGAGGUCCUAGGUCGACCAAUAACAAGUCUAACAAGCUCUGCAAGUACAUGGGCGCGCAGGUGAAGGACCAGAUCUCCCUGAAAAUCGACUAUCUUUUCACAACGAAUAUGCGCACGAAGAAAUACGUCGAUGCAUCGAAAUUUAACGUGCCGAUAUAUAAGCGUGAACUCAUCUUCGAUAUUUGGGAGAAACGAAAGAAUCCUAAUUUCUUCCGCGAGUUGUCCGAGAACAAGGAAGAUCUUGACAAGUGGCGUCCGCCACCUUUCGAGGACUACAAAAUGCGUUUUAUGGGUUUUCCAGACGACGAAGCAGCCCAACUGCAGGAAGAACUUAUGAAUCACGGUGGGAGGAUGGUACAUAAAGACGAUCCGGAUUUGGACCUCAUCGUUAUUCCCAACGACAUGCCAAAACCAGUUUCCAUUAGCACCGACGAUCUCGAGAAGAUGGUUGUCGUCGAAUGGUUCUGGUCAUGUAUUCAGGUCGGAUAUCGGUUAGAUUCGGCCCAGUACCCACCUUCCUGGUACGGAAAAGUAUAUGAGACGAUGCUGGAGAAUACCGAAUAUGCCGAUGAGUCAGGAGGCGUUUCUUUGAUUGCGUCUCCUAAUCGCUUGAAUGUCAGCAAAUCGGGAGAGACACGAUAUGAACUUCUUAGAGACCUGGCACUCAAGUUUGGAAUUACUGACGCUGAGAUAGACGACUUUGAUGAUCCUCAAAAACCAGUAAAAUCUCGACGAAGCCUUCUCACAGCGGUUGUCGAUGGCGUUUCGAAAAAGCGUGAGACGGGCAAAGACGAUGCCCAGGAAAAAAUAGAGAAAGCUCGAGUAGCCAGAAAAUUCAUCUGCAGCGAGAUCAGUACGGUCGAGAAAAACUACGUGAAGAUCCUUCAGCAUAUAAUCAGCGAGUACAAGUCGAAACUUGAGGAAGCGAGGCUAAUUCCAGAGGCAGAGUGUAAACAGAUUUUCGGAAACUUGGCAGAACUCUGCAACAUCCAUACGGAAAUGAAUGACGCCAUUGAAGGAGAGAUGAAUAAUUGGUCUGACGAAACUCAGCUCGGCCAAAUGAUCGGCGGCUACGGCGAUCGGCUGCUCAAAGAAUAUCCGCCUUACAUAAACUACCUUGAGCACUCGCUUGAAAAAGUCAAAUCACUAACCGAGAAGAGCACGAAAUUCCGCGCCUUUCUGAAGUCGACUCAAGCCCGCUCAACUUACAAAUUCGAUCUUGUUGACAUGCUGACUCGGCCAGUUCAGCAUCUUCCUCGCUACUUGCUCCUCUUAAAAGAUCUCAAGGCGAAAACAGAGGUUAUGAACAAAGACCACAAGGAUAUAGAGCAUCUCGAUAAAGCGCUAGAAAUCAUUCACAAAGUGACGAAAACAGUCAAUCAAGCCCGUGGAAAAGCUGAAGAUCAAUUUGCUCUUAUCGACCUGCUGAAUAACGAGAUUGAUAAAUGUCCCAUGUAUCUUAUAUCUGCGCAGCGAAGAAUCGUCGCCCGUUACAACUGCGUCGGGCUCGACGCAUCAGCCUGUCUCGGAACGAAACUCAAUGAUAAACUCUGCGUUAUCCUAUUCAAUGACAUACUGAUGAUCUGUCAACGACGCAGCUCGAGAAAAGUGAGGCGUCAACCAUCAGAUCGCGGCGCUACUCCCGGCCGAGGAACUUCGAAGAAAGAAGCUCUGGAAUACAAAAUCCAUUUCUCUCUCACGAAAGUGGUUAACGUGCUAAGAGUAAAAGAAACUUCAGAGGUUCAAAGGUGCAUCUCCAUCGCAAUAUUAUUGCCGAUAAAUCACAAAGAACAAUUGUCUCUUUUCACUCACCAGAUCGGAAAGGAUGAGGACAAGGAAUCAAUUUUGACAACACUGUGUGAUACGAUAAUAAAAGACCGGGAUGGCGAUCGAGAAAUGAUGAAAGAUAUUAUUUCCGAGACUGAGCUCAGCAAUCUCAACAUUAAUCUCAAGAGGUUGAUGAGAGAACAGGCCACACGGCAGGCAACUGAGCCGACUGGGAGCUUGCCAAAGCCCAAAAAAGUUCGCGAUGACAUUAAAGUCCAUAGUCACAGUCAUCGCAAGCAUAGUUCUCAGCAAGAAUAUGCGGAAAUUAAUCAAUCAGGAGCAACGACGGCCAAAAAGAUAAAACUAACUAUGGCGAAAGGGCUCAAAAAGUUUAGUUCAAGAGCGCAUCUUGAGCCAAGCGAGCCGAACUCGUUAACUGCUGCUGAUCGCUAUGAUUCCGACGCUUCGCUUGCAUCCAUCUCCUCAAAUAUAUCUUUGGUGCAAAACAGUACAGGAUUACCGUACAACGACACUCCGUCAAAAUACAAGUCUCCGCUGAAGAGCGGUUUCUCCACCGUGCGCGGAAUUCUAUCUGGAUCCGUCAAAAAGAAAAACCGCCCAAGCAAGCAAAUCAUCAGCUCCUCAAACUUCGAGUCUUUGGAUACACAACACGCGUUCCAGCCACCAAAGUCACUUCCUCCUCGACCAACUAAGAAAUAG